Molecule: messenger RNA, 2674 nt
Organism: Apaloderma vittatum (bar-tailed trogon)
Lineage: Eukaryota; Metazoa; Chordata; Aves; Trogoniformes; Trogonidae
Gene: REXO1
Product: REX1, RNA exonuclease 1 homolog (S. cerevisiae)
Exons: 8
Source: RefSeq, a predicted model, not a curated record
AUGAACAAAUAUCUGCAAUAUUUAUUAACCACGGGGAGUUCAGAGCGAGGCUAUGAUCCCUACAAUCCGGAGCUUCCGAGGCCCUCGCUGGAGGCGGAGGAUGGCGCGCUGGCUGACGUGACAGAUGUGACGCCCGGUAUUCUGGAGCUGGAGCUGGUCAACAAGGCCAUCGAGGCCGUCAAAAACGAAGUCGAGAGAGAGCAGAAAAAGUAUGAGGAGCUGCUAGAAACGACAAAGGAGUUGGGUGCUUCAGAGGCCUCCUCACUCAUUUCAAAUACUCCCGUGUCGGCCGCUGGGACGCAAAAUGAUUCGUUUACCUCCUUAGAGUACAACCCAGGUAGCUACAAUUUUAAUAAUAACUCGGACUACAACCCCACUCCUCUCGCUGCUGCUGGCCGGUCAAGUAAAUACACUUUGGAUGCUUCCCGAUCUAAAGGCAGCUCCCUGGAAUACGUUCCCAAGGCCGUGGUACAGAAUAAAAAAUACUGUAGCACUGUCACUAACAACAAAUAUGUGAUCGAUGACUCUAAGCCUUCGACAGACUUGGAAUAUGACCCGCUUUCAAAUUACUCAGCCAGGCUUUUGAGCAAAGCCACGAGCAAGGAGCCCAAGGGGUCUAAAAGGGGGAGGCUGUGUAGUUACGAGGAAUCGUACUCUCCUUCACGGAAGAAGCUCUGUGAGGUACCCGAUGAGUAUGAAGUGUGUGCCAGGUUCUCUUCCUCUGAAGAUGAGGCUGAUGUGGAAUAUAAGCCGAUGUCAGUCAGUUCACAGUCGAAAGCUGGUUCUGAAAGCGAGUCGAACGACGGGUUGUCCGGCAAAGAGCAGAGCACCGCACCGGAUGGUUUCGCUUCCCAGGAUAGCAAAGAAGCGGCAGCGCAAUACGGCACGGAAAACCUUCCAAGUUCACAGAAAAACCUUGCCAAAAACUUAUCAGACAAGAAUGCAAAAGCGGUGAAAUUGUGUUCUGGUAAGAGCGACCAGGAAAUAGAAAAUAAAAACAAGGACUCGAAAGACAAAACAAAAAGGAAGAAAUCAGAUGUUAGUAAAACAUCUGGCCUCGGUGACCUUGGUAAGAAGGAGAAAAGUAAAAAUGCAGAAAAAGACAAAGUGCUCAAGAGAGAUGAAAAAUUAAAAACCAAGAGUGAAGAGAAAAACUGCAAAGAUAAAAGUGUCAAAGUGAAAACCGAUGGGCAUUUAAAGAAACCUGAAAAACACAAAUCAGAAAAAGUGGAUGGGCUUAAGAAAGAAAAAUCCAAGUCCGGCAGCAGCAGUAGUUCAGGGAAAAGCAAGAGUGAGGGUGUUGUCAAAGGCUCUAGCGCAGAGAAGCUGGGGAGCAGCAAGAAAGACUCCAAGCUGAAAGCAGCUGAUGUGAAAAAUGGUAAGGAAAGCUCUGGUCGCAAAAGCAAAGAGAAAGGGACUAAGACUCCAGCGCUGGAGCGAAAGAAAGAGAAGGUCAGUCCUACAGGGAAAGGAGACCCCAAGAAGGGUCGGAGGCAGCAGGGCUUGAGUCACGUUGACCUGUUUGGCGACGAGAGCGGCGAUGACGAUGACAAAGGCCGGCCCUUACCCACCACGUUAGUUGAUGUGAGCUCGGAUUCGGAUGGUGACGACCGCGUUUCAGACUCUGAGAGUGAAAACGAAGGGACAAAGAAAGCGAAGCGCUCUAAAUUGUCAAAGUCGCCGUCGUCUUCCUCAACGUCUGACGACAUUGAUUAUUCCAUCCUUGAGAAAGACUUGGACUUCGAGUCAGAUCCGAUGGAAGAGUGUCUCAGGAUUUUUAACGAAUCUACGGACGUGAAAACGGAAGACAAGGGAAGGCUGGGGAAACAGCUAUCCAAAGAGGAAGGAAGUGAAGAAAAGGCAGAAGAUAAUUUAACUACCUUGUUUCCUGGCCAAAAAAGAAGGAUCUCUCAUCUUGUCAAGCAAGGAAAUGCGGAGGUCCCGAGCAAGCCCGUAAUCCGGCCGUACCGUCCCCCCACCGCGCAGGAGGUCUGUUACCAGAGGAUCCAGCUGGCUCAGCAGCAGGCGGCACAGCUGGCUGUGGCCGUUCAAAAGGCCUCUCUUUCUUUGCCAGGAGAAAAGAAGAGGAUUGCUCACGUGCCAAAUGUAGCCCUUUCCGCAGCAGCCAAGCAAAGCCUCGGGAGUAGCAAGACGACUGUCGCUGGCAGGAGCGUCGCACCUUCCAAUGACUCUGAAGCACCCACCCCUUCUCUGAAGGCUUGCACCUUAGCUGGGAUGGCUUCAAAGACCACCAGCACCAUCGUGCCGAAAAGGAUAGCGCACGUUCCCUCCUUACAGAGCGCCAGCUUACAGAGGCCUGUUAUUCCCACAGAAUUUGGUGCUAAAGUCCCAACAAACAUUCGUCAAAGAUAUCUCAAUCUCUUCAUCGAUGAGUGCCUGAAAUUCUGCUCCUCCUCCCAGGAAGCGUUUGACAAGGCUCUGUCAGAAGAGAAGGUGGCUUAUGAACGUAGCACCAGUCGCAACAUCUACCUGAACGUGGCAGUGAACACCUUAAAGAAGCUCCGAAGCCUAGUGCCCAAUUCCCCGACCAGUACGAACAAGACAAACAACAAGAAAGUGGUGUCCCACGAAGCUGUGCUGGGAGGGAAGCUUGCUGCUAAGACAAGCUUUACGCUAAACCGGUCAGGGAGCUUGAGAGCAGAGGAUUUGACAG